AUGGGUAGCGCUGGUAACGGACCUAUCCAGUCCCUCAAUGGGUCUCCUUCAGACCUACGCAGACUAGAAGAGCAGGGCGACAAGCUUGUCCAGGCAUCCUCUGCCGGCGACGUCGACCGUCUGAGAGAACUGCUUGGGUCAGUGCAAAGCCUCAACCCAGCUCAUCUCCCCACGGAUGGCUUCCUCCUCCAGACUGCCGCCAAGCAAGGCCAGGCAGAGAGUACUCGCUUCCUUUUCCAGCACCUCCCUGGCUGUCUAGCCCGGCCAGACAAGCGCUGGGAUCCCCUCCUGCCAGACGGAUACACCUAUAAUGACAUCCCCGACAAGUGGCACGUCUACGAGGACGGCGUCAUCCACGAAGCCAUCGGCGGCAAGGACCCCGUCGGGCUCUUCCGCGUGUUUUUCGACUUUGGCAUGGACCCCAAUAUCGGCUUGGGUGUAGCUGGCUCGCCGUUGGCACAAGCCGUCUCCAGCAACCAGCUUGCGCUUGCGGAGUACCUGCUCUUCAAGGGCGCCGAUCCCAACGGCUACUACAUGUCCAACAGCCUUCUUGGAGUGGCUGCGAGGCUGCCGAAUGACGAAGUGCUGCGUGCCCUCCUCGGGUACGGAGCGCGGGUGGCAGGAUCGCGAGCCCUUCAGCAGGCUGCGCAAUAUUGGCGAACUCGCACCGCCGAGACGCUCCUGGAGCACGGCGCCGAUAUUGACGAGAUAUUUACCAGGUCGCAGUAUGACGACAGCAUGCAGCUUAUCCAAGUUCCAUUAGGCUGUGCGCUGCACUUUGCCGUAGAGGGCGGCAUGCGUGAGGGUGGCACGGCUUCGCAGAGCGACUUUGUGCGGUUUUUACUUGGGCGAGGGGCAAGGACUGAUCUGGUAAACGAUCGGAGAGAGACACCGGUGCAGGUGGCCGAGCGUCUGGGCAAGACGAGCAUUGUUGACAUUAUUGAAUCUCGAGGAUUGGACAAGUAG
Messenger RNA from Metarhizium acridum CQMa 102, 966 nucleotides. RefSeq lists its product as uncharacterized. The record is from RefSeq and is a predicted model, not a curated record. Lineage: Eukaryota; Fungi; Ascomycota; Sordariomycetes; Hypocreales; Clavicipitaceae. Gene Ontology annotation, molecular function: protein binding.